Paramecium tetraurelia is the source of this 1140-nucleotide messenger RNA. RefSeq lists its product as uncharacterized. The transcript is spliced from 4 exons. Gene Ontology annotation, molecular function: cyclin-dependent protein serine/threonine kinase regulator activity. NCBI's taxonomy places the organism in Eukaryota, Ciliophora, Oligohymenophorea, Peniculida, Parameciidae. The record is from RefSeq and is a predicted model, not a curated record. Gene Ontology annotation, cellular component: cyclin-dependent protein kinase holoenzyme complex; centrosome; cytoplasm. Gene Ontology annotation, biological process: mitotic cell cycle phase transition; regulation of cyclin-dependent protein serine/threonine kinase activity.
AUGAAAGCACAAUAAAUUCCAAGACUAUUUUGUGUUGCAGACUACUAAAAUGAAAAUUUUUAUUGUGCGCCUAAACAUUAAAGAGUGUAGUCAUCCUUAGCCAUAAGAGAGAAGACAUCAAAUUCAUUUCAUUCUAUGAUACCUCCUCAAAAACCACAAUUGAAAUCAAAUGAUGAAUAGAGCUAUAGAACAAGAGAAGGGUUUUAAAGAGUAAAAACAGACUCAAAUAUGCCUAUGCCUUUAAGAAACGGAAGAAAUCUGAGUAUCACUAGUGGAAUCACUUCAAUUUUAAGUAAUAAAACAAUUUAAUUACCCUCAAAAAUUGAAAAUCCACAAAUGGUAAAUGCCUAUAAAAAUGAAAUUGUUACAUAUAUGAAAGAUAGAAGUUGUAAAUCUAUUUUCAAAAUGACCGCUUUCCAAUUUUAAACAGAAAUUACAGAGAAAAUGCGCAGUAUUCUACUAGAUUGGUUAGUAGAUGUACAUCAUAAAUUCAAAUUAGACCCAGAAACCUUGUUUUUGACAAUAUCGAUAGUUGAUAGAGUACUUGAGUUGCAUCAGAUACCGAAAUCUAAAUUUUAGCUUUAUGGAGUUGCAGCUUUAUUUAUAGCAUCCAAAUAUGAAGAAGUAUACUCUGUUCCUCAUGUAAGGGAUUUAGUAUAUGUAUGUGAUAACGCAUAUCCAAAAGAGGAAAUAUUGGAAGCAGAGGGGAAAAUUAUUUCAAUACUUUCCUUUGAUUUAUUAACCACGAGUCCCUACAGACUAUUAAAUGUAUAUUAGGAAACAGCUAAAUUAGAUUUGAAAAACUUAAUGCUUAGUAGAUAUCUAAUAGAACUCUCCUUAUUAGAAUAUUCUAUGAUUCAAUAUUCAAAUAAUGUGUUAGCAAGCGCAGCUAUUUAUUUGGUUCAUAAAAUCAGAAGAAUUCACCCUUCUUGGAGUCAAGACUAGAUGGUUUCAAUAACUGGCUUAAAUGAAAUUGACAUCAGAACAUGCGCUAAAGAAAUGUGUAAUCUUUUACAAGGACAAGAUAAGAAGCAAUUUAAUUCAUUAAGAAAAAAGUUCUCUUUACCAAAAUAUUUGGAGGUUUCAAAAAUUAGAAUAGAAAAGCGACCAUCUUAAAAUUUGCAAACCCUCCAAUAUUGA